CUCGGCUGCACUGCCCAAGCUAUCAUUUUUGUUGCUGUCUGGCUACGUCUGGUAGCUUUGGCUGGCGGGAGGACCCCCCUCAACAAUAUUUCUUUUUGAUCCCUCGACUGUCCUGGAAGUUUUUUGUUGCUCUUCUCCCGUACAGUAUCUUCUGCGACUCGCUCAUUCUGUUGUCCUGCUGCAUUUUCCAUAGACCAGAGAUCCUAGAUCAAGAUGGGUUCCGCAAGUCUUCCCUCCCAAAUGAAGGCGUUGAAGUACGAUGAGCCAGAAAAGUUCAGCGUCGUCGAGGUCCCUCUCCCCAAGCUCCGUGAACAUGACAUCCUGAUCAAGGUCAAGGCUUGCGGUGUCUGCGGCACUGACCUGCACAUCCACGAGGGUGAAUUCUUGGCCAAGUUCCCCUUGAUCCCUGGCCACGAGACCGUCGGCGUCGUUGCAGCCCUCGGGCCCAAAGUCAAGGGGUUCGAAGUUGGUCAGCGGGUGGUUGCAGACAACUCCGAACUCUGUGGAGAAUGCUUCUAUUGCCGUCGCGGUGAGGAGCUUCUUUGCGAAGAUUUCCAAGCUCAUGGUGUGACCAUGGAUGGUGGCUUUGCCGAGUAUUGCGCAUACCCUGCCAAACGAGUCUUCCCCAUCAAGAACCUGUCCGAUGUUGACGCCACCCUCCUCGAGCCCGCCUCCUGCGCCGCCCACGGUCUGGAUAAGAUUGCACCCAAGAUGGGCUCCAGUGUGCUCAUGUUCGGUGCGGGACCUACGGGUCUCGUCCUGACACAGAUGCUCCGCCAGAACGGUGGUUGCCAUGUUGUCAUUGCAGCGCCUGAGGGACUGAAGAUGAACCUCGCCAAGUCCCUGGAUGCCGCUGAUGAGUAUGUUGAGCUGUCCCGAAAGGACCCCGGCCCGCAGUUCGAAAAGAUCAAGAGAGAGAAUCCUUAUGGCUUCGACGUUGUUGUUGAAGCCACGGGCAGCGUUAAGAUCUUGGAAGACUCGAUCAACUAUGUGCGAAGAGGCGGCAAGCUUGUGGUGUAUGGCGUCUACGGCAACAAGGACCGUGUGUCGUGGCCACCGACCAAGAUCUUCGGUGACGAAAUCACCAUCCUCGGGUCGUUCAGUGAGACGUACAAGUUCCCUGCUGCCAUCGACUAUCUUGACUCGGGCAAGGUCAAGGUCGCAGGCAUCGUGAACAAGACAUUCAAGCUGGAGCAGUGGGCCGAGUGUCUGGAGUCGAUGAAGAACAAGAGUGCCAUUAAGGCAGCCAUUGUUUUCGAUUAGAGGAGCGCGUCACAAAUGUAGACGGCAGGUCUCGGCAGUAGGCGAAUCUGUAAGGGCUGUAGACGGCUCUGUCUUCGAACUGAGGGUCAUAGGUGUCUUGGAGAUCAAGUUCUCCUACGGUCGGUAGGGGAGUGGCAAGGGAAAAGGCGCAGGAAUGAGUUGUCGAGACGGUGUAGAAAUGGUCAAGCCACUAUUAUUUGAUCCCAGAUCCUUUGAACGUUUCGUGU
Cladophialophora immunda is the source of this 1490-nucleotide messenger RNA. Its product is annotated as chlorophyll synthesis pathway protein BchC. The coding region runs from base 214 to 1263 and encodes 349 amino acids. Gene Ontology annotation, molecular function: zinc ion binding; oxidoreductase activity. The transcript has 5 exons. The record is from RefSeq and is a predicted model, not a curated record. NCBI's taxonomy places the organism in Eukaryota, Fungi, Ascomycota, Eurotiomycetes, Chaetothyriales, Herpotrichiellaceae.